CAUGAACCCAAACCUCAUUUGCAUACAAAGUAAUUAAUAUUUCGACAUACCUGGAACUACCAACCGAAGCAGGCGAGUGUUUUCUUGGUGGAAACGAGCCGUGCCGAGAAUCCGGUUGGCCAUAAUGGGUGCAAGGGAUUUCAGGGGUCUUGGUCGUCUGAAACCUCAAUCUGCGACGUCACCAAGGACGAUAAAAAGAGAUAUUAAGGGCAGCAGCAUGUUAGCCAAGAUGCUGACAUCCACCCCACGCCGUCUUUUCCCGCCAAUGUGCAUGAGGGAAGCCUUUUUUCAAUCCUUCCAAGGCUGGAAGAAAAGGAUUCUUUUUGACGGAAAGGCGGCCCACUGGACCACCUUAGCUUUAUGAGGUACAAUACUUCAACGAGUGUCGGUUAUCGAGACAUCCGGGGGAUAGAUGCCAUCCGUCUAAGGUACCGCAUACAUAAGGGUCCCUACAGAGCACUUGCGAACCCGUCAUGACACGCAUCUCAGCACGCUUUAUCCCUGCUACAUUUUAUAGGUAGUGAACUCUAAUCACAUGUACCCUCCCUCCUCGCUUGGGACGGCAUGAAAUCUUGCACGUCAACGAUCUACCUCAUCACAGCGUUGCAUUUAUGGCCCGAAAACUGGUAAAUAGCAAGCGAGUCCUUUCCUGGAGAGAGUUUAUACAUGUGUGGCAAGCACAUACUUGCCUCUUUACCAACAGCCAACAGCUAACUCGGAUAUCGACGUUUGCUAUCGGUUUUCGUUUGGAGGAAACAACCCAACUCUGAAAAUUACUUUACCUUCUUCCUUUUGGCCAAAGACACACAAAAUGCUAUAUACACAUUCAUUUUCUUGCUUGGCCGUCCCGGCCUUGUUCGCUUGCCAGGCGUGGGCGCAGCAGACAUUUACAAUAGCGGGAGGCCAGGUUUACACUCCGGGGAUAGUAAUAUGGAAUGCGCCUCAACCAGGGACGCCGCUCGGUGGAGAGACCCUACAUGUGUCUCUGGACGUGACGGCCAACGGGAAGCUCAACCUGCCUCCAUACGUCCCCGAGAGCCCGACGCAGAUUCACAAUAUCACCAUGUUCCUCUACAGCAGGGACACGGGCCUGAACCUGACUGUCAACAACGGCAGCGCCGAGAUACCCGGCAGCGAGCGCCUCAUCAUGUCGCAGCAGCCCGGGAGCACCGUCAAGCACAUCAACUGGCCCUGGCCCGAGUGCCUGGUCGGCGACGGCCAGCCGCGCGGAGCUGACGACCGCCGCGGCACCUACAACAUCUCGAUCCGGCAAAACUUUCGCCUCAACGGCCAGGAGCACUACACCAUCUUCGACGUGCCCAUCUCCGUCACGAACCGCAUAGAAGGCGGCGGGCGCCUCAGGCCGUCUUGCGAGAGUCUCAACAACCCACUCCUGAGCGAGAGUGAGGUCAACGCGAGGACUGCAAACGACGUCGGGAUCCUCUUCGCGCCCGGAGACGCCACGCAGGUUCAAUUUAUCCCCAGCAAGGACAAGGACAAGGACCUGCCCGACAAUGGACUCGGGCCUCCUCGAAGGUCUGGUGCUCAGGGGUUGGGGAGCGGAACCGUCAUUGGCUGGGCUGGAUGGGCUUUAUGGACUGCUUGGGUGGGGGUUAUUCUGAGUCUUGUUUUGUAAUAAGAGGCGGGUGUCCUAUUCAUAUAUUAGCUUCUGUACGUGAUACCCCUCUUUCCGUCGAAACAAUCAUGCAAAUGCGACCUAGAACGACGGACUCAAUAAAGACAUUCGGCCAAA
Pyricularia oryzae 70-15 is the source of this 1753-nucleotide messenger RNA. RefSeq lists its product as uncharacterized. The record is from RefSeq and is a predicted model, not a curated record. Bases 812 to 1636 code for a protein of 274 amino acids. Lineage: Eukaryota; Fungi; Ascomycota; Sordariomycetes; Magnaporthales; Pyriculariaceae. The transcript has 2 exons.